CUUCGUAACGUCGCUCCCCGGCGGCUUCGUGGAUGCACAGUUAAACGCGGGGCUCGGGAGUCGCUCGCAUCGCAGGACUGGAAGCAGAGCCCGUCGGAUUUAUGAGACUCGUUGCUUAAUAAUUGAUCUCACCAAAGGCGUGACAACAUCCACGCUGAUCGAAGAGACUGAUGUACAAACCCACGUCGGCGAAACAAAGCGUUUGUGUGGCGGAGCGCGCUACUGAAAAUGUCAGAUGCUGCUAGCGGUGUGGGAGCAUACGGACGUCCAUAGACCAUUGUUAUUGUUUCAUGCUUAUGGUUUUUUGCGUUAAUAGAAGACGUGUCAUUGAUGCAUGUGCAUUUGAUUUAAUAUUUUAGGAAGAGCAAAUAAGUUGCUCACGGACUAGCAGGUGCAAGACAUCGCGGCUCCACGAGGAUUCACCUAUAAAUCACAAGAGAGAUGUGAUCGUUCACUUUUGGUUAUUCUUGCUCACUAGUGUUAUGCUGUGGUAAAACAAAAGCUGGUGAUGAAGAAACAUUUAUUUGGGUGCAGUGUUUUAUAUGGCUAUGUGAUAAGAUACCGCUCGUGUAUUGGUCAAAUUUGCUGUUGCAUACAAAAUCAAUGCAACCACUAGACGUGCGUAUUUAAAUGCGUAUCGAUCUAAAUUAAAGUUGGUCUCAAGUGUCCUCGCAUUGUGUUGAUUUAGGAUUUGCACAUUUAUUGGUUUAAUAAUUGUCCCAUCAUAAUAGAGCAUGUCAUGUAUAUGCAGGGUUUGUUGUUCAAGUUUAUCGCCACGGCUGUGUGAGUUGGCACAGCACAAUAUGCACAUUUGACUUCUAACGGGAGAAACUCAAAAACUUAGGCAUAUGAAGACAAGGCAUCAUGUUUUAUGGUUUGUUGUUAAGAAAAUGCCAAAUAGCAGUGUUAGAAGUGAAAGAGUUGACAGGUCACUUGGGCGAAAGCUUUAAAUCCAGAGGAUGAUCCUCUCUGGAGUGGCCGGACUGCUGUCAUAGCGGCUUUCACGAGAUUAAGAACCGACUGCUAUUUUCUUUGCCUUGACGCCUACGAUAAAAUCUCAUUUUCAUAUUUUUUAAGCAGCGAAACUUUUUCAAUAGUGGAAUUUAAAUGAAGAAGAAGAACAACAACAACGUUUUUAUGAGGCAAAAAAUAAGGCUUAUGUGAAAGAGAGUAAACUGUGCUUAACAUCAUCAACGAAACUUGUGAGCUCGAGGAAAAAUGACAUCAGGUCUUCAAAGCGCGCCAAACUGAGGAUCAGCUGACAGUUAUAUUCUGUGGCUGCUGCAAAUAUGAGACAUUGCAAGUCUUGUCUUUGAGAAGAGGAUGCUGUCAUUCUGAUGCUGGGAGUAAGGGAGCUGCUACUACUAUUGCUCUGAGAAAUGACAUCGUGACGAGCCUUACAUUUGAAUUCUGCUGCUUCUCGACAUUUUGACGUCGUGACAUCACGAGUAAAAUGCGUCCGCUCUCAGUCUGUUGCUGAUACAAAUAUGACACUGUCACACCGGGAGCCGGCGAGCAGCCGAACCGGAUUCCGCUGCUGAUGCAAAUAUGAUAUUGUGACAUCGGGAGUGUUGUGCCGAAAGCGCGCAAACAGCAGCUGAGAUUCACGUUGCGCUGCCGCCGCUGCUGAUGAUGCUGCGAUUCCCGGUGAAGAAAAUCAGAAAGCAGUUCAAACUUCUGCUGCUGCUGGUGCUGCUUACUUUCGCGGUGUGGUUUACGUACCUGCACAUCAACCAGGGCAAAUCCAUCAAACUCCACUUUAACUACGGAAAAGAUGGCGAGAGGCCGAUGGAGGGAACUGAUACAAGCCAUAAGAGAGACUCGCAAUCCUCGGACAAAUUUCGGAAAAGUGAAGACGCCAGCAACAGCCAGGAAGAAGAAAACGCAGAAGAUGAGCCCAACGCUGGCCCCCCUCAUGAUCAAGCCGGAAUCCUCAGGUCCCUCACGCAGAAGUACAAGAAGUUACCAUGGAAACCAGAGUUCAAAGGUCAAGCAAACCUGCACGUGUUUGAAGACUGGUGUGGCUCCUCAGUCCCUCAGCUCAGGAAGAACCUGCAUUUUCCUCUCUACCCACACACAAGAACUACUGUGAAGAAGUUAGCAGUGGCUCCUAAAUGGAAGAACUACGGUCUGAGAUUAUUUGGAUACAUUCUACCUUACAAAGAUGGCGACUUUCAGUUUGCAGUUUCUUCUGAUGAUAACUCAGAGUUUUGGCUGAGUUCAGAUGAGAAUCCUCUUAACUCACGUCUGAUGGCCUAUGUGGGAAAGCUGGGGACUGAGUGGACUGCACCCGGGGAGUUCACGAAGUUCAGAUCCCAGACGUCCAAGUCUGUGCAUCUCAUGGUGUCCAGACGAUAUUACUUUGAGAUUCUCCACAAGCAAGACGAGAAGGGCUCAGAUCACGUUGAAGUCGGGUGGCGCCCUUUCCUGCCAGGACUCAAAUAUGAGGUCAUCGACUCUGCCUACAUCUCCUUGUACACAGAUGAGAGCAGUUUGAAGAUGAACCACGUGGAUCACAUUCCUCAGACGCUGGCCAGCCACAGUCCCGUCCCGGCAGAGUCUCGCAGCCGCAGCCAACACGGCGCCGAUAUGCUGCAACCAGACCCCCGCGACACGUUCUUCAACAUUCCCAUGAUUGACCCCGCUCGUCUUGAGAACGUGUUGCCCGCCUGUCUGUACUCCCCGACAUACGUGGUCAAAGACUUCCCCAUCGCCCGCUAUCAGGGACUUCAAUUUGUGUAUCUUUCUUUCGUCUAUCCAAACGACUUCACGCGCCUCACCCACAUGGAGAAAGAGAACAAGUGCUUCUAUAGAGAGUCGCCUAUCUAUCUGGAGAAGUUUGGCUUCUAUAAAUACAUGAAGAUGGAUGAGGAAGAGGACGACAGGCCUUUCUUCUUCCCCAAUCCGGAUGAUUUUCUUGAAGAAGAAGAGGGGGUGGACCCAGACGAUGAGGCACAAGUUGUUGGCACCCAGUUGGCUAAGAAUCCUGUCCAUCCCAGCCAAUCAAGUCACACCUUAAGUCCCUCCCAUAAGCCAGUUCCCACAAUACCAGACCCCAAAAACAGGAGAGAGCAAAGGCACUUUUUCACGAGAGGAAGACAGGUGGGUGGGGCACAACCAAAAGAGAUGAAUGAAGAUGCUCCUGACCCUCCAGCUGAGAUAGAGUUGCCACAGGGUGAGAAUGUAGUACGAGGUCGCUCCCUCAACUGGGUUCAAAGAGACCAGCGGGACUUCAAAGAUGGUCGAUCAGAAGACCGUUCACCCAAAAUAAGACGGUCGGCUUUGCUGUUUCCACAAAAGUCCUCAUUGGUGUCUCUCAAUACCCGAGCGAAGCAAAUCCUCAGCAGUCCCGUUCACACUAUUCAUACCCCAGGUAACCAACGAAGCCACACCAACAAGGAACGUAGGAAAGAGGACACUAAGAUCUACAUUACCAGACCUCGUCCUGCUAAAGAGAAGCAAAGUACCGUUUCACGCCAACCCAGAGAGGUCUUCCCUGGGGUUUUCUUGUACCAGAACGGCAAAACCACAAAGCUGGUUAGCCUAAGUGCCAAACCAAAAUUUAGCAAAGGAGCUCUCCGAGCAUCCCAGAUAUUCGCCCGGUCUCCCCUAAAUGAGAACAGAGUUCCUCCCGCAAGUUCCAACUUCAGCAAGACAGCAGAAAAUCCUGCCGUCUCGAACAGAGCCACACCGCUGACCUGCUUUGAUAAAAAGAUCCGAGGUGUCUGGGAAAAACACCAUCGUCCAUCAAGGGUCAUUACAACCCCUCAACCGCCUCUAACCCCCGGCCCGCCGUUCGCUAAUUCCUCCAUGAACGCUCUUCCCACAGAGACUCUUCGUGUCACUUCCUACAUGCACACAUCCGAGAUCACCGAGUCCCAACAGCAGCGUCCGGAGACAGAUCCAGAGGAGGACGGAGGGUUGUCGGAGUACAGCUAUGAGGAUGUAGAGCCGCGCCCAGGGUGGGCGGAAGAGGCCAUAAACUGGCAAAGGACGUUUUCUGUGAACAGCAUGGACUUUGAGACGCUACGCUCAGACUGGAAUGACCUUCGGUGCAACGUGUCAGGAAACCUGCAGCUACCUGAGAGUGAAGUAGUGGAUGUUCUGGCACAGUACAUGGAGAAACUUAAUGAACACAAUGGCGGGAUUUACACACUCCUUCGCAUCAUAAAUGUAGAGAAGCGGCGCGACUCUGCUCGCGGAAACCGUUAUCUGGUUGAGCUGGAGCUGAUGGAGAGAGGCCGUAAGGUGGUACGUCUCUCCGAGUACAUCUACAUGCUGCUGCACCGCGGCCGGGUGGAAGACAGUCUGGAGAAUGUGGAAGGAGUGACUGCAUCAUCUCCCUUGGCCCCAGACGCCAGCCCACCUCCGCCGUCUCGUAUACCCACCCAAGGAGCUCAUGGCACGGCACAGUCGGGCACAGUGUAUGCCAAACCCCUGCUUUGCCAGCCAGUGAUGCUACAGUGGAAAAAGGACGUCAUGGUACAUUUUGUAGUGCCAGUGAAGAAUCAGGCCCGCUGGGUUCAGCAGUUUAUUUCAGACAUGGAGCUGCUGCACCGUGAGACCAAGGACAACAAUUUUAACAUCAUCAUCGUGGACUUUCAGAGUGAAGAUAUGGAUGUUGAACAGGCACUUAGAGAGAGCUCUGUUCCACGAUACGAGUAUCUAAAAAGAGAAGGGAACUUUGAACGUUCUGCGGGGUUACAGAUCGGUGUGGACACCAUAGAGGACAGUCACAGUAUUGUGUUUUUGUGUGACCUACACAUUCACUUUCCACUGAAUAUCCUGGAGAGCAUCAGAAAACACUGUGUUGAGGGUAGACUGGCCUUCGCUCCUAUAGUCAUGAGAUUGGGUUGUGGCAGUUCACCAUAUGAGCCUGAUGGUUACUGGGAGGUAAAUGGAUUUGGGCUGUUUGGUAUUUUUAAGUCAGAUUUUGAUAAGAUUGGUGGAAUGAACACAGAGGAGUUUAAAGACCGCUGGGGGGGAGAAGACUGGGAACUGCUGGACAGAGUGCUACAAAACGGUCUCGAGGUCGAGCGAUUACGACUGAGAAACUUUUUUCACUAUUAUCACUCUAAAAGAGGCAUGUGGAACUCACAGUCCAGCAAAACACCCAAGGGAUAAAGCUGCACUUCAAACAAACUCGCUCUUUGCCAAGAACGGGACCCUUAAACGGUCACACCGCUGACUCCUCUACUGUGAGGUCCAUCUCAUAUAAGAAGACAGGACGAGAUCCGCUUGAUUUAUUGUCUGCGAGCUGCCGUUCAGACUGAAGCAGAUUUAGAGAUGCGCGUCUCUGGAAUUGUAUGUAUUUCACUGUCUGUGAGGUGAGAAUUCUGGAGAAAUGACUGAAAAUGCAUUUAAAAAAAGGUACACUAGCAGCUCAGGCACUUUGGAUGAAGUUAAUAUGGUUUGCACUUGAAGUGGUAUACGCAGAAAUGAUUGUUUAAAGGUUUAGUUGUGCGCUGGUACUUAAACGUCUGCUGUUAUAUUGCUGUAAAUGUCCCUUGCGGUUCAGACGUGACAACUUCUUACAUCUGAAGCGUGGGAUUGAACUGAUAUACGGCGAUUCUCAAAGUCCUGCUGAUCCACAGAUGUACAUAACUGGACCCGAGAACGGCCUGCUGAGCAACGAAAUUAACGUUAUCUGUCUUUGUAUUCGUCUGUGUCUGUUUGCUGUCGAGAGCUGCUUCUUGUCCUCAUCACGAAUGGAUUUUCAAACAGUUUUGGUCUUUAAUGGCUCCUUUCACAGAUGCCGAGGAAAUCCGAUGCUAAGCCAGACGGCAGCAAGACUCUUUUCAGACGGCUGUUUUUAGUCUGACUUUCAGACUGGACUUAACGUAAUCACGACUAUUUGCAGUAUCCAUUUUUACAGACUUUAACUGUAGGAAAAUGAUGUUGUCCCAAAGCUGUGUGCCUUUCUUUGACGUUUUUAACAGGGCAGUCCAUUCGGGGGGAGAAGGUAGACACCAUUGUCAAUAAACAACUUUGUGUCAAACAAAUACUGGAAAACAUUUUGAGUACAAAAUAGUUCGAAAUCGGGCAGCUUGAGUUUUCAUUAUUUGCUUUUAUUGCAUUUGUUCUUAAUUCUCGAGACGAAGUACUUUUGUGAAAACUUAUAGACUAAAACAUGGUAGUACACUGACACGGGCAGCUCAGGUGUUGUUUUUUUCUGCUGUAACAUGCAAACAAGAACAUAUUUAAAUGUGUUUACAAACUGACACGAGAGUUGUCAGCCCAAGUCAUUUUGAAAAGAGUUUUGGUUUGAUAUACAUUCAGACUGCCUAUUUAACAACCCAAGGACAGGGAAUGAAGACAUUUAUACAGGGAUCUGCAUUACAUGGUAAUUUCUGUGAAAUUGUUGUGUAGAAAUUUUCAGAAUGUUGGCAUUAUCUGUAUAUCAUUUUCUUUUACCGUUUUUUUUUUCUGAAAAGAAUAAAAUUUAAAGCUGAAGCAUC
Messenger RNA from Triplophysa rosa, 6458 nucleotides. RefSeq names its product beta-1,4-N-acetyl-galactosaminyl transferase 4a (gene b4galnt4a). The transcript is spliced from 20 exons. The coding region runs from base 1630 to 5124 and encodes 1164 amino acids. Gene Ontology annotation, molecular function: acetylgalactosaminyltransferase activity. Gene Ontology annotation, cellular component: Golgi cisterna membrane. The record is from RefSeq and is a predicted model, not a curated record. NCBI's taxonomy places the organism in Eukaryota, Metazoa, Chordata, Actinopteri, Cypriniformes, Nemacheilidae.